Messenger RNA from Heterocephalus glaber (naked mole-rat), 2774 nucleotides. RefSeq names its product proline and serine rich 3 (gene Proser3). Lineage: Eukaryota; Metazoa; Chordata; Mammalia; Rodentia; Bathyergidae. The record is from RefSeq and is a predicted model, not a curated record.
AUAGAGCAUUGCUAAGCGACAAAAAUGCAUGGGGUCUGUCCGGUGAAGGAGUAGAGGAGGCGCGAGCACUGAUGUGACAGCCAGAUGGAUCGCAGAUGAGGCAGAUCCCUCUUCCACAGACUACAGGAGGCCUGGAGAGGACCAAAGGCGAGAGUAACACAGCCUGUCAGUUUUCUCCAUCCAAGACUGUCCCUUUGAGGAUGGUCCUCAGGGUCAAAGCGACUACUGGCUAUCCUGCAGCCCUAAGCUCCCAGAGCUCCAGGCUCCCACAAGCUCCCAAGGUGUCAGCCAACUCCCCUGAGCUGUUUGAAGAGUUCUGGCCUUCCAGUUCAGGGACCUCAUCCCCACCCAGCACCACUGAGGGACAGAUGGACUCCUCCUCACCGCCCACCCUAACUGACAGCGGGGAGUCUGUGGUGGCCAAGUAUAUAAACAGGUUCCGCCAAGCUCAGCCCACAAGCCGAGAGGAACGACAGUGUACAGACCCUACCCCAACUGAUUUUUGGUGGCUACAGACUGAGUCUUCAGACCCAAGCAGUCAACUUGCAGCAGGACCCAGUAAACCAGAAGGAAGGCGCAGUCCAGCAGUCCCAGCUCCACCCAAGGUUGCCAGCACAUCCCAGGCUGUGGCUCCCCUUCAGAAAAUAAAGCAGAGCCUCAACACAUGGAACUCAUCCCUGCUGGACCUGGAGACACUGAGCCUACAAAGCAGAGCUUCCAGGCUGCUCAAACGCAGCAAGGCCUCCAUCUCCUCCUCAUCCCUCAGCCCCAGCGAUGCCAGCUACUCCUCCUUUCCUGUCAGCUCCAGUGGCCUCUCUCCCUUCUCCAUAACCUUCGCUCCUGAAUCCAUCAAGGACUCUGGCCUCAGAACAGCUGCAGCCCCAGCGCCAGCCCAGGCCCCCAUUCCUGCUCCAGCCCCAGCCUCCUCCCAGGCACCCCUUCGGCCAGAGGAUGACAUUUUGUACCAGUGGCGGCAGCGGCGGAAGCUCGAACAGGCUCAAGGGGUCAAGGGUCACGGAACCUGGGUGCUGCCCCAGACUCCUGCCCUUGCCACUCAGCCUUCUGCCCCUGCGGUGACCCUUGGUUCCCUGGCGACCCAGCCUACCUGGGUUCCACUGUGGGGCAGUGUGGCCCAGCCAAGUCCUCCCGAGGCCUUCUAUGUGGAGAGGCCUCCUGUUCCCCUAGAGUCCUCUCCUCACAUCUUUUGGGCCCCCAACACCCAUGGGUUCUUUUGGACCCCACAGUCUAGUCCCUGGGUAUCUCUCGGGACCGCUCCUCCCCCCCCACUGGCCUCCACCCCAGUUCCCCUGGCUCCCCCGGGACCCCCAGCCUCCACCUCAGCUCCCCCGGUCUCCAGCCAGACUUCCCUGGCCUCCAUCCCAGCUCCCCUGGCCUCCUCCAACUCGACUCCCCCCACCACCGCUCCCACAUCCUCUACCACGCUCCAGAGCCCGCCUACCCCCGAGCCAAGCAGCUCUAGUCAGCCGGAGAACGUAGGCCCCAAGCCUCGGAAGGCCAGAGCUUCGGGCUGGGAGGCAGCCGGGCAAGUCACAGCGGCCUUCGAGGGGCCAGGCGCGCAGCUUAGGGGCGCCCUGGGCCAGGUGGUGACCGCGCGGCUGUUCUCGGAUAGCCUGGAGGACACGCCCCCUCGCCGUGAGGCCCCUCCCCUGGAAGUCAAGGCCACGCCCUCCAGGGCUAGGGCCACGCCCCCUCGGUCCGAAUCCAGUUGUCCGUCUAAGGUCAAGACCAUGCCCUCGCCAGACGAAUCCGUGCUUCGGCAAGGCAAAGUCACUCCCUCAGCCAAAGCCGGGUCCCCAAAGCCUAAGGUCCUACCCUCUCCAGCUGAGAGGGUGUCCACACUCCCUGAGGCCCCAUCGCCUCUGCUGGAGUCUGGAUCUCUUGUGGCUGCUGCCCCGCCCUUGUCCGCGAUUCACCAUGACCCCUCUGAGGACCUGUUCUCCCAAGCCGCCCGACUUCUGGAGGCUGCGGAAGACUCUGACGGCAGCGAGUUUCAGGAUGACCCUGUACUGCAGGUGCUUAGAGCCCAGAGGGCAGAGCUGCGACUGCAGAAGAGGAAAGUGGAUUCGAGAUUAUCUCUCCUGAUGGGCCACACUGAAGACCUGAGAUCUUGGUCCCCUCCAUCCAAGUCACCUCCCAGGUCUCCAAGGAGGUGGCUGUGGAGAGAAGGAACGUCUUUUGAGGCCAGAUGACUUUGAACUGAAUAAAUUGUUUUCCCCAAUGAAAUAUUUUUUUCCAAGUAGAGUCAAUGUCAUGUCCCUUUGAAACUGUGCCCCCUCAACAAAUAGAAUACAGAGGAAAGGAUGCAGCUUAACUUCCAAAGUUCAAUUUUAAAAGAUGAUACUGACUACCUAGUUUACUUUUUCUUCCUCAUUCUCUUACUCUUUGACACUUGCUUUAGAGACUGGUUUUUAAAACUUGCCAUGCUAAGGAUGGAUUACACAAGUGUAUGCACUUACUAAUCUCACUGAAAUUUGUGAAUUUCAUUGUAUAUACAACUAACCUCAGAAGAAAAAUAUAUUUGAGCUAUAGCUAAAGGUAUCUAUGCUAAAAUAUUUAGGGAAUAGUGUACCACUCUGCAAUUUGGACUGAAAUACAAAGACUAGUUGGACAAUCUUUGUAAGCAGAUAGAUGUGAGAUAAGGCAAAUAUAGUAAAAUGUUUAUAAUAGGAUCUAACUAUGGACAUAUGGAUGUACGCUGUAAAAUUUUUCAACUUACUAUAUGUUAAAAACUUUUCAUAAUAAAAUGAUGGAUA